This is a messenger RNA of Symbiodinium natans, 5985 nucleotides long. Lineage: Eukaryota; Dinophyceae; Suessiales; Symbiodiniaceae. The record is from the annotation of a GenBank genome assembly.
AUGUCGGGCGCAGAUUUGCAACUAGUGGUGCACUUGCACGACACCCUGAGAGUCGUGCCAGCCCGACAGAUCAUAGAAGGCAUGCUGCCGUGCGGGCUACAUCUGCCUGGACCCAGCAGGUGCGAAGAGACAUGGGCCGUCGUUCUGACAAAGGCCGACUUCACUCCGGCAGACAAUCCGCUGCAGUGCAAUCACUUUCUCCCCGCCUGGCCAGCAGGAAGUGUCACGGCUUGGGAGGAGUCCGAGCGUGUGGCCCAGAGAGCACGGGAGCUGCGACUUCAGAUCCUUGCCAAGAUAUCCGAGACAGACUUGGACUACAUGGUUCAGAUUCACAUGCAGGACAUGGAAAUGUUGUUCGAGAGGACCGCCUGCCUGCAAGAGAUGCUGCGGCGGCUGCAUACAGAGGCAAAGCACUUAGCCAGAGAUGUGCCCGGGGAUGGCAACUGCGGGUGCUGGACUAUGAUUGCGCUGAAGAGAGGCUCCCCGUUCUUGUCCCUGACAUCGGACGACGCCACCGUGGCGGAGAUGAGGGAGCUCCGCAAGGCUUUGGCUGCACAAUGGCGCGACGUGGCGCAGGAACCCGCGUCGCAGGAGGCCCUGGCUUGGCGGAGCAUCUGCGAUGUGUUCAAGCCUAUGGAGCGCGAGCACGAGCCCUGCAAGAUCAAGGCGGAGCAGACUAUGGAGCAUACCGAACCUCAACGGCUGCCUUGCAAGACCAAGAUCGAGCGUGCCGAGCCGGUCAAUCCUGAGCCAACUUGCCCGAAAUCUGGUCCUGAUGCGGCCCGCCAUGGAGACGAGACACCUCCUGCUUCGGGGAUGCGGCAGGCGGAGGCCAGGCUGCUUCGUGCGCACACACCGCCAAAGCUAUCGCAAACAGCCCGUAAAGCAAUCGGCGCUGGCCUGGUCGUCCCGCGGCCUGAGUCUGGCGCCAGUGUCCCUGUGUCAGCCGAGCUUCCUCAAGUGAAGCAGGAAAGCAAGCAGGGGAGCACACAGAUCAAGCGGGAGCCCAUCCUUGGCGACAUUCUUCCCGGGCAGAACAAGAAGCGUCGCGGCAGACAACCCUUGCCCCAGGAUCCAGUUGACAGGCAGCGUGCUCAAGACGAGCGGAAGCAGAAGAGUGACAAGAAGUCCUGUUUGAAGGCUGUUCGGUUGCACUUAGCCGCAAGAGGCUUGACCUACGAUGAUCACCUCCGGCUGCACACAGAUAAGGCUCCACUCAAAGGUGCUGUCGACUGUCCUGUCGGCGGAUGGGGGGCUAUGAUUGCUCUGCUGCACAGCGGUGCGAUGCCUCAGAGAUGCACCAAGUGUAUGCAGUUGCUGGCAGAGGCUGGCUUUGAGAUGGCUCUUCUGCAAGGUGCUGCGGCGCAGCGCCUACAAGCACCUGCCCAGUCCGCCACAGCCGGCCAGCAGCGGGUGGAUGGGACACAGCCCGUUAAAGAGGAGGACAAGGAUUCAAGGAUGAUGAGGAUGAGAAGGCAGCUAGCUCCUUGUCCUGAUGUUCCACGGGCAAAGCCUGACAUCCUCACUCUCGUCGGCUAUGAGGAAGAUGGCGAGGACAAACGACAAGUUGUCAGGGACCACCCGUUGCUGGAGCUUCUGGCAGAAGGAGAAUUCAGCAAGCGGCAUCCUAUCAGGUGCAAGGCCUGCAAACGCAAGGCUACUCAACAGUAUGCUGUUUUCGACAUGAUAUCCUCGACCACCUUGCGGUUCGUCAAGCAGCACGUAAAUGGAGCAACGCACGUGAAGAAUGCCGCCAAGCUCGCCCAGGCGUCGUCUGCAGCUCCCGUGUCUCGGGGGGUGGGGUCUGGGAGGUUGCCCGUUAAGGAUGCGGAGGCUGGUCCGGAAGAUGGGAAUGUGAUGACGCAGAAGACCCAGAUGCUUCAGUGCCAAGGUUUCUGGGUCCGCCGCGGACCGAAGUCAGCGAAGGUAGUGCAGCUCGGUGACAUGUUCGAGCUCUGGGCGUCCUACUCCAUCACGAAGGUCAUGAAUUCCUCGCAGUUUGUUAAAGGUGAGGCCGGUGAGUUUAAUCACACCUACACCUACGACGUCCCGUCCCACAGCUAUGUCAUCCGGCAUCACAGCUGUGCUGCAGAGGAUGGCUCCAUCGUGGAGAAGGGUGUGCCCCCCAUGUGCUCUGUAUGCUCGGAGCUCGGAAACAACAGGAGCAUAAUCCGCAUGAUGCUGCGGUUCUACAAGAAGUACAGCGCGGCCAAGCUCUUGUCUGCUCGCUGCUUCGAUCCCGAUGGUUUGAGUACUCUCACCGAGGAGAUCAAGAGCAGCCCAGCGUACCCCUUGCUUUCCAAAGAACUGGACGACAUGUUCGGCUUGAACUUGGUGGCCUUGCAAAGUUACGUGCGUAGUCAGUUUCUGUCGGUGGCGCCCAGUCGUUGGAGCAAGGCUCUCGGGGAUUUCAUCGCUGGCCAGGUCAUGCCAUGUCUCAAGAUCGCAGCGUCUACCUGGGAUCCUCGACUGGCCGCUCCAGGUGCUUCGAUACGAAGCCUGGCUGACAAGGUUCGGCGGAACUGUCUGACAAGCGUUUCGGACGUGGAGCUCAAGUUAGCGUGCCACGUUGCAAGUGGCGCCCUUCAUGAACACCCAGUGGUUCAAGGUAUACUGGUAGCGGCAAUCGAACAGGCAGAGCGGGCCAAACGGGGCACAUCUGGGAUGCGGGGUCUUCAGCUCUCGCAGCUGGAGCUAUCCAUGAUGGCCGAGGCCGGCGUAAGUAUGGCUAUGGCAGCUUCGAAUCUUCACUUGGUGCAGCAAUUUGGAUUGUCUUUCACCAUUCCGCGCUUGGCUCUCAACAACAUGUUUGCAAAGAGCCUCCCGGAGCCUUUCCUCGCCCAGCUGAACCUGGAAGGCUUGCAACACAAUUGCAUGCUCAUCGAGAACCAGCUAGCAGUGCCGAGGACAUCGGACACCUUAUCCUCCGCCAAGCCAUCCAAGCCGGCCCGGUUUUUGACCCUAGCCUUGGACAAAACCUACAUACUCAAGGGCAUUGACAUCAUUCAGCUCCGUGCCGGCAGGGGAUACGUGGGAACAGCCUUCGACCCCGCACCGAAGGCUGGUGCGAGUGACGUGGACGACGGGAGCAAGGGUUUCCUGCCGCUGAAGUCACCGCCUGCGCCAGAAGCAGGAUCAGCAGACUCGGAGACAGCUCCUGGUGCUCCUGAACCGCUCAAGUGGGACGCCUCUUCUCUCAACUACGCGCAUGAAAUGCUUGAGUUCCUGCUCUGGGACCCUGCUGUCCAAGGCUUGCCACGCUUUUCAGCAUGCCACAUUCCGACCUCGCGGGAAAGCUCCGCUCUGGACAUGCUGCGCUUGUCCGGGCAGGUGCUGGCCGGUGCGAGUCGGGUGAAAACCAUCGUGCUGGACAAUGCGACGCAGCACUCCUACAUCAAAUCUUUCCUUCUCGGACAAGCAACUGGGAUCAGCUCGGAUGUGGUGCAAACUCUUCCCUUUUGGAGCCGCGUGACAUAUGCCCCGCUCCCUGAUUGCAGCUUGCCUCGCCUGCCAUUCAAGAAACCUGUUGUCGAUGGGCAAGUCCUUUUCGGCCUGAAUGGGCCAGCCCACGUACAGAAGAACAUGGCGGGCCAAUGUCGCAGUCCAGCCAGAACAAUACGUUUCGGAAAGUACUUCGUUGACUUCUCCGCCUGCUUGGACCUCAAGAUGCCGCCGGGGGCCUUCCAAGGCUACGAUGGGCAGUCGGACCUCGAGGCUGCGAGCUUCUUCAACUCUUUCCACUACAUCACCGACUUGGUGCCCGAUGUGGCUGGUGUCCAAGUGCCUUGGUCUCUCGUAGGAGCACUCCUGAUGAACUUGACUUCCUGCCUGGCAGUCUCCGCCGUGUUUCAUCCAGGUUUGAGCACCAGGCAACGUUUGGAAAAUUGCUUAACCAGCUUUGUGCUGCUAGAUUUGGGUGCGAUGGAAGCGGACAAGGCUUGCGGUGAGCUUGGCCUACAGAAGGGCAGCUGCUGGUUGCACCGGGUCACGCAAACCAAUGUUCAGCAGCUCGUGGGCAUGAUCACCGUGGCGUGUGCCAGCGUCGGCCCGGAUUCCCCAUGGUAUCCUUGGAGGUCGUCCGAACUACCACUGGAACAGUGGUUCGGAUACCUCAGAGGUCAAUUUCCUUCCUCGCAAAUGACCAUCAGAGACUUUCUUUACGCAGCCGGACGUAAGAUGCAACAAACAUCUUGCAGGUUGAGCAAGCAGCCGCCGCAGCGGAUCCGGUCCAACACCACAGAGGCAAUCUCGGAUGCAGAGUUUGCCAUGUGUGCCAAACGGGCAUUGCAGGCUGCGCUGGACCUGAUGGCGUCGUGCAGUGAUACCACAGCAGAGACCUUGCUUCGAAGCUACGUGCAGUACUGUGCCCGUCGGCAGGACGUGAGUGUGGAUGAACCUCAAGAACCUUGGAGCGAAGAGGCUGGAGAAGAAGGCGAAUUUGCCGAGGACUUUGUAGAGGACGAGGAGCAGGCGCCCCACAUUCACAAGAACGAUGGUGAACAAGAGCCUUCGCCAGGACCAUCGCUGUCGGGCAGCGACGCCAAGUGCUUCGAGCUCCUCAAUCAGAUCAAAGCGCGGCAGCAGGCAGACAACCAGGACAUUGAUGAGUUGGCAGCGAUGAAUGAUCAGCAGGCGCAGCGACUGGGCGCUGGUGGUUGCCUUCCGCCACCGGUCUUGGAUGAGGCAAGCUGGCAGGAAGUGCAGGGUGCUGAGCAAGGAACCGAGGACAAUCUGCCGCAAACAACAGAUGGUCACAUACUGACGCUGGCUGACGCGCUGUCCCGAGCAGGUGUGGGCGAUGGCAAGGCCAAGAGCGUGGAGUCAGCUCUGCCGUGGCUUUGGCUCUUGUUGACAUCCUUGAGGGCGCCAGCCGAUGCUCAUGCCCUGCCAAAUCCUGCAUCGACCCGUCGAGUGCGCUCCAAAUUGAACUGGCAUCAGCUUGCUGAGCGUGAGAUGGCCAUCGUGCGGCAUCUGGUUGGGGCUCCAUCAAAGCGCACCAGCCGCGCUGCAGCAUGGAGAGCGCUUGCGGCCAGUCUCAAGGAGCAGUCUGCCAACACCGACGCUUCGGAGCUCGAGGAGUGUGCAACAGGAGCAAUCGUGCUGUUUGUGCCGACGGGAUCUGUGCAGUGGCAGGUUGGUUGCAUACUCACGGUAUGGAGAAAGACAGCUCGCGGUUGCAAGCCAACGCACCUCCCCACACCUAUGCAGGCCGUCAAAUGUAUGCGUGUGGUAGCUAUGCAGCCAAAGCAGGGUGAGCCCGAGGGAACCUUUGUUGCCAGUGCCUGCAGUCACGCUGCAGUUUGCGCAGUCCACCGCGUCGCCCUGAUCUUGAAGACGGAGGUCUUGACACCAGCCUUGGAUGGACUGAGCUGCCGCCUCACACCCUUAUCGCUGGAGAUCGUGCAGAAGGCCCAUCAGUUUACGAGCUGGGAAGAGCAACUGCAGGGGAAACUGCCAGCAGAGACAGCCUGUGGAGAUGAUGGUCGCGCAACGGGUGAUGCGCAGGAUGCAACAGUUGCAGAGGCGCCAGCUGCAGGAUCUACAGAUGAUGCCAGGACUUCGAAGAAGCCACCGGUCAGCAAAAUCCAGCAGCAGCUCAGGAAAGGGCUCGUGAGACACAUGACCCUCAAAGCCAAGGCCUCAAAGAAGAAGAAGGACAUCAUAGCUGUCCCGGCAAAUUUUGCCCGGACAAAGCUCGGGGAGCAGCUGAUUCAGCAGGAGUUGCAGAAACUCUUGGAAAUGGAUUCUCUUCACCACCCAUCUCGCCCGAUCUUGGACAGUGAAGGCCGUGUGAAGUUGAGAGGCGGGAAGAUUGGUCCCACGUGGGAGGAGCUGCUUCUUCGAGCCCCGGCCCAUGUUAGCCAGAGGUUCACAAAAAUCCGCCAGAGGGAGGCAUAUGGACGCGCGGUCCAUGCACUUUUCGUGAAGAUCACCGCGAAACUGGCUGGAGAAGCACACUCCCGUCAGGAGUUGGUUUGGGAUUGA